AUGGAAAAAAGAGAGACAUUUGUACAAGCGGUGUCUAAGGAGCUGAUUGGGGAAUUUUUGCAGUUUGUUCAACUGGAUAAAGAUGCUUCUGACCCUUUCAGCCUAAAUGAAUUACUAGACGAAUUAUCAAGGAAACAGAAAGAAGAGCUAUGGCAAAGGCUCAAGAAUUUAUUAAUAGAUGUGUUGUUAGGAAGCCCAGUGUCUGGGUGGCAGACGGUGGAAGUCCAGGGUGAAGAGAAUAUGGAGACAGAGCGUGACCCCAACACGGAAAAAAACAUAGAGAUAAUUCAUGCAGUUACAUCUGUGGUUCUUGCUUCUGUAUCUGUAAUAAAUGAAAGUGAGAACUAUGAAGACUUACUGGAAUGUGCAGUUAUGUUGAAUGGUAUUUUAUAUGCAUUACCUGAAUCUGAAAAAAAGCUGCAGAGUUCCAUUCAGGAUUUAUGUGUCAUAUGGUGGGAGAAAGGCCUGCCUGCCAAGGAAGAUAUGGGAAAGACUGCUUUUAUUAUGCUAUUAAGGAAGAGUCUAGAGACCAAAACAGGUGCAGACAUAUGUCGGCUUUGGCGUAUUCAUCAAGCUUUAUAUUGCUUUGAUUAUGAUUUAGAGGAAAGUAAAGAAAUUAAAGAUAUGCUACUUGAGUGUUUCAUAAGUGUUAAAUAUAUCAAGAAAGAAGAGGGAAGAAGAUUUCUUAGUUCUCUCUUCAAUUGGAAUAUAAAUUUUAUUAAAAUGAUCCAUGAGACCAUUAAAAACCAGUUACAGGGAUUACAAAAAUCUUUGAUGGUACACAUUGCAGAAAUUUAUUUCAGAGCUUGGAAAAAGGCUUCAGGGAAAAUAUUGGAGACAAUCGAAAACGGGUGCAUCCAGGACUUCAUGCACCAUGGGAUCCACCUUCCGCGCAGGUCUCCAGUGCAUCCCAGGGUGCGCGAGGUGCUGAGUUAUUUUCAUCAUCAAAAGAAAGUUCGUCAGGGAGUGGAAGAGAUGCUUUACAGACUAUAUAAACCCAUCCUUUGGAGAGGACUAAAGGCCCGAAACUCUGAAGUCCGGUCAAAUGCUGCCCUGUUGUUCAUUGAAGCAUUUCCUAUUAGAGAUCCAAAUUUUAAUGCUAUUGAAAUGGAUAGUGAAAUUCAGAAACAGUUUGAAGAACUCUACAGCCUUUUAGAAGAUCCUUAUCCAAUGGUCCGUUCUACAGGGAUCCUUGGUGUCUGUAAAAUAACUUCCAAAUACUGGGAAAUGAUGCCUCCAACCAUUCUUAUUGAUCUCCUCAAGAAAGUAACUGGGGAACUGGCAUUUGACACAAGCUCAGCUGACGUGCGUUGUUCUGUCUUUAAGUGUCUGCCGAUAAUUUUGGAUAACAAAUUAAGCCACCCAUUAUUAGAACAGCUUCUGCCAGCACUGAAAUACAGUCUCCACGACAAUUCAGAGAAAGUGAGAGUGGCUUUUGUUGAUAUGCUGCUGAAAGUCAAAGCCGUGCGGGCUGCUAAGUUUUGGAAAAUAUGCCCCAUGGAGCAUAUUUUGGUUCGUCUGGAAUCAGAUUCCCGGCCUGUGGCUCGGCGACUGGUGAACCUUAUCUUCAACUCUUUCCUGCCCGUGAACCAGCCUGAGGAGGUGUGGUGUGAGCGCUGUGUCACGCUGGUCCAGAUGAACCAUGCAGCGGCCAGGAAGUUCUAUCAGCAUGCCCACGAGCAUACCGCCUGCACUAAUAUAGCAAAGCUGAUUCAUGUGAUUCGCCAUUGCUUGAAUGCCUGCAUCCGGAGGGCUGUGCGCGAGUGCCACGAGAGCCACGAGGAAAGGGAGAAGGAGAACGUGAGUAUGGUUCUGGACAAAACAUUGUCUGUAAGCGAUGUUGCAUCCAUGGCCGGUUUGUUAGAAAUCGUUGUGAUUCUCUGGAAAAGUAUUCACAGAAGUAUGGAAAAUAAUAAGGAAGCCAGAGUUUACACCAUUAACAAGUUUGCCUCUGUGCUCCCUGAGUACCUGAAAGUCUUCAAGGAUGAUCGCUGCAAGAUCCCUUUAUUUAUGCUCAUGUCCUUUAUGCCGGCCUCUGCUGUGCCUGCAUUCAGCUGUGGUGUGAUUUCCACAUUAAGAAACCAGGAGGAAGGAGCAGCAGACAAGCGCUAUUGUACUUUGUUGGACUGUCUCUGCUCCUGGGGACAAGUGGGACACAUUCUGGAACUCAUCUGCGACUGGCUGCCAGAAGAACAGCCCCAGAGCAAGAGUAACUCAGCAUCUAAACGGAAAGUGCAAAUCCAUGACACACGCCCAGUAAAACCUGAAUUGGCCCUGGUUUACAUAGAGUAUUUGCUGACGCAUCCAAAGAAUCGACAGUGCCUGCUCUCUGCUCCCCAGAAGAAACUUAACCACCUUUUGAAAGCACUUGAAAUGUCGAAGGCCGAUCUGGAAUCAAUUUUGCAGUUGCCAGGUGGGAAACCUCAUAACUUUAAUGAAGCAAUGGCUCUGCGAGCCUUCAGCCUCCACUGCCGGCUGAGUAUUCAUCUUCAGCACCAGUUCUGCUCAGAAGGGAAAGUUUACCUGUCCAUUUUGGAAGACACUGGGUUUUGGCUAGAAAACAAAGUUCUGUCUUUUAUUCAAGAUCAAGAAGAAGAAUAUCUCAAGCUUCAUAGGGUUGUUUAUCAGCAAAUCAUCCAGACCUACCUGACAGUAGGUAAGGAUGUUGUGAUGGUUGGCCUUGGCGAUUACAAGUUUCAGAUACAGCUUUUACAAUGGAGUCUCCAAAUCAUGCAAACAGUGAAGGGCUUCUUUUAUGUGUCAUUACUUCUGGGCAUUCUGAAAGAGGUAACUGGCAGUUCCUUGAUGCAGAAACCAGACUCAGACGAAGAAGUUGCAACGCUGUUUGAUACGGUCCAGAAAGUAUUUCAGAAACUGUUGGAAUGUAUGGCCCGGAGCUUCAGGAAGCAACCAGAAGAAGGCCUACGGGUUUCUAAUAUGGAAGAGCUCACCACCCCCGAGGUUCUUUCAGACCUCCCACCAUUUUCAAGGUGUUUAAUAGGAAUCAUAAUGAAGUCUCCGGAUGUGAUCAGGUCAUUUUUAGAUGAGUUAAAGGCAUGUGUUACUUCUGAUGAUAUUGAAGGCAUUGUGUGUCUCACAGCUGUUGUGCAUAUUAUUUUGGUUAUUAAUAAAGGUAAACAGAGGAGUUCAAAAGUGAAGGAUGUUGCAGCCACUGUUCACAGAAAACUGAAGACGUUCAUGGAGAUUACUCUGGACGAGGACAGCACAGAGAGGUUUCUCUAUGAAUCAUCAUCAAGAACUCUGGGAGCAUUUCUGAAUUCAUAAUCAAGCCAACGUCUUUGGUCAUGUGAAAACAGAGAAAAAGGACUUAGCGAAAGUGAAAUGAAUGUGUAUUUUCCUAGGGUUUUUAAUGUUAGUAACC
Odobenus rosmarus divergens (Pacific walrus) is the source of this 3382-nucleotide messenger RNA. It is a transcript of the gene NCAPG2, whose product is annotated as non-SMC condensin II complex, subunit G2. Gene Ontology annotation, cellular component: nucleus; condensin complex. The transcript has 26 exons. The record is from RefSeq and is a predicted model, not a curated record. NCBI's taxonomy places the organism in Eukaryota, Metazoa, Chordata, Mammalia, Carnivora, Odobenidae. Bases 1 to 3285 code for a protein of 1094 amino acids. Gene Ontology annotation, biological process: mitotic sister chromatid segregation.